This is a messenger RNA of Entrophospora candida, 1971 nucleotides long. Lineage: Eukaryota; Fungi; Glomeromycota; Glomeromycetes; Entrophosporales; Entrophosporaceae. The record is from the annotation of a GenBank genome assembly.
AUGUCAGGACAUUCUUUAAUUACUAAAGAUCCUACUAAACUAGAGAAAUUACUUAUUUUUGCACAGAAAGGAGGUAUUGGAAAAGGAAUUGCUAAUCAAGAUAUUACAGCAAGUGAUGAAAAUGAUUUAAUUUUUCUUUUACCUUCUGAUGCUAUUCAAACUCAUAUAAAACAAUCACCCAAAAAAAUUCAAAACCCACCAAAGAGAUUAUCCAGUUUACCAAAAGAUUCCAUUACCCCCAUACCCAUCAUCACAACCACCCCAAAUCCAAUUAACAACGGAAUUGAUAAUGAAAAAAAUCAUGGUAGAAUAUCACCUGGUUUAAAAAUAAACAAUUCUUCACCAGUUCCUCCUACUCAUAAAGGGCCUGAAAUAAUCAUUAAUGCAUUAUCUGAUAAAGAUACUGAGAUAAAUCAAACUUAUGGACUGAAUUCGAGAAAUUUAAACAAUAAUGAUAACAGAAUGCAAGUAUCACCCAGAACCUCACCUGCAUCCUCGCCAAAAUCAGCACAUUCUAAAUCAAUCAAUCAAUACUCAUAUAAUGGCCAACAUUCACCAAGAAGUGCAUCUCCUAUCUCACAAAACUCUAUAAACAAUUAUAAUAAUGUUUCAGAGUAUCAAAUGAAUCAAUCAAUGAAUCCAAACAUUAUUUCUAAUAAAGUAGAUUAUGCACCACAAACACUUCAAACACCUAAUGAACCAUUAAGUGCUUACGAAAGUGAUGUUACCACUGAUGACGAGACAGAGUAUAUAGAUAGAAAGGAAUUCAAUAAUUCCGCAAAUUCAAAUGAAUCUAAAAGCAUAAAAAAGAAAAAAGAUCAAAUUCUUGCAAUUGAUGAAUAUGGUUUUGUUUAUGAUGUUUCUGAAGAAGAAAUCCCACCAGGAGCUGAUCGAAUUAAAAGAAUAAUACAAGCUCCCGGUACGGAGGAAAAAACUACACGAGUUAUUCGAUUAUAUCGUGAACGUGAGGCUAAAUGGUUGGCUAUUCUUGGUACUAUGGAUCCUAAUAUGGCAAGAGAUUCAAGAAAAAUUAAAAAAUUGGUACGCCUAGGUGUUCCAGAAUCUGUUCGUGGAAAAUCAUGGCAAUUUAUGGCAGGUGCUGACAAGUAUAGAAAGUCAAAAUAUUAUGAUGAACUUCGAAAUCGUCCUGAGCUCCCAAUAUAUGAUGUGAUUGAGAGAGACAUAAACAGAUGUUAUCCUGAUCACAUUCAAUUUCGUAAAGAGACAGGUUCAGGACAAGAAGAUCUUCAUGAUAUUCUUAGAGCAUAUGCACACUAUAAUCCAGAUAUAGGAUAUUGUCAGGGGAUGGGACGAUUGGUUGGAAUGAUGCUUAUGCAAAUGCCAGCAGAAGAUACAUUUUGGCUUCUUGUGGCUACAAUUGAUGGAUAUAUGAGUGGCUAUUAUACACCUACUUUAACACAAAUACGCAUUGAUGCUUUUGUAUUUGAACAACUUUUAGCUGAGCAUGAUCCUAAAUUAUCACAACAUUUGAUUGAUAAUGAUAUAAUUCCAUUAAUUUAUAUGACACAAUGGUUUAUGACAUUGUUUACAAUGACAUUACCGUGGGCAUCAGUAUUACGAGUUUGGGAUAUAUUUUAUUUUGAGGGCACAAACCUAUUUUUUAGAGUAGGAUUGGCAAUAUUAGAUUGUGUUCGUGAUCAUAUUCUUAAGAGUUGUCCAACAAGUUCAGAAAUUUUAUCAUUUAUAUUACACAUCCCACAUGAAUUAUUAACACCAGAUCCACUUUUGGAGGCAACAUUUAAAAUCAAAUUAAAAGGUAGUGUAAUUAGAAGAUUGGCUAAAAAAGCAGCGAUGAUUGAAUCAGGAAAAGAAAACAACAACAAUAACAGCGAGUCUGCAGAUAAAAGCAGCAGUAAUAAUAAUACUAGUGCUAGUAAAAAAUUAAAACAAUCUAAAAGUUCAGAAAAUGUAAAAGUUAACGGUGUAGAAUUUAAAUUAGUUGGUGAAUAA